AAUGAAUCUAUAUCAAAAUUCAAUAUGGUUCCUACACAAACAAAGUAGUCGGCAAAUUGUUUUACAAUUCAAAUAUGUAUUGUGAUUUUAAUGAUAGUACAUAAGAAAUGAAGUUAUUUCUAGUUACGUACCUCGAUUAUUAGUGAUUUCUAAUCAUAGUAUACAGUGGAUAAUCGUCAGAGACUAAAUUUGAGGCGCCAUGAUAUGCCAAGCCCAUUAUCCCUAUGUAUUACUACUUUUUUAUUUAUUUCUGACAUAUCGAAUAGUAAGAAGUAAUCCUCUAGAUGAAGAAGAUAAGGAUUUAAAUAUUACUGUGGAAGUACUUAAACAUGAAUUACCGAAUCAGUUGCCAUUGGGUGACAAUAUUACAAUUAUUUGUAAAACCAAAUGGAUGUCAAGUAUAAUAAUGUGGACUUUUAAUGACAAAAAUGUGUCAGAACAAGCAGGCUUCAAAUUGGAAAUGGAAAGUGAGAACAUUAACAAGGAAUCUGGUAACAAAUUUGAAGUAUCCAUUUUACACAUUAUAGGGAUCGAUUUUAAUCAUGUAGGCAGUUAUAAAUGCCAUGCUAUUUUAAAAAGAAAUGAAAGUGAUGUUGACCUAGACUUUCGUCAAAUUUUCCUGAAUGUAACAUUACCUUCUAAAAUAGUACAAAUAUCGAAACCUACCUAUACAAAAAUGCAUGAAACAGUAGAAAUAUACAGUGUAGUACAAGGAUACCCUAUUGAAGAAAUCAAAUGGCUGAAAGAUAAUGAACCCUUAACAGAUUUCAAAUGGGACAUUAAAGAUAUCAAUAUUACACAUAAAAAUACAACAUUGAAAUUUGAUGUUUCUAAAAAAGAUAAUGGAACAUACACUUGUGUAGUAACUACACCAACAUCACAAGCUAGAAAUUCUACAGAUGUUUUGGUCCUUGACAAACCACAAAUAACUCUAGAUUUUAUCAAACCAAUUGGCAUAAACAAAAUCUAUUUUAACUGGACUGUGAAUGAUGGCAACAGCCCGAAUAAUUUAACUUAUACAAUAAAAUAUAAAUCUGAAGAUGAUAAAGAAUGGAUAUAUUAUCAAACUAUGAUAAAUGCUAGUAGCACAUCUUUAGUGCUUACAGUAAGAAACACUUCUGGAACACCAAAUAAAAAUUCGUCUUAUACUGUGAAGAUUAUGGCAGCUAAUUCACAAGGAGAAAGUAUGUACUCAACCAGCAAUCUGGUGCAGCUAUUAGAUGAAGAACCAAUAGUUGUUCCACAAGUUACUGUUAUCGGAGUUACAUCCAGUUCAAUCACAAUUAAAUGGACUCCACCACCAAAUAAAUUCAAAGAUCAUAUUCACUACUAUCAAUUAAUCCUUAAAACAUACAAUACUUCAGAAAAAUUCGAAGCUGUCCAACCAGCCAUUAAAGACUAUGUUUAUAUGUUUUCUGAUCUGACAUCUGCCACUACUUAUACUUUCCAAGUAGCAGCUUGUAGCGACUAUAGCAAAGAGUGUGGACCACUUUCAAAAAUUGUGAAUGGUACUACUAUGGAUGGUAUUGCGGGUCCUCCUUCUAAUGCUUCUAUUGAAUGCAGAUUUGACAAUAUCAGCCACACAAAUUUUGUGUCUGUAUCAUGGCAACCACCAACACAUCCUCAUGGAACCAUCAUGUCAUACAGUGUUACUUUGGAAGGCUCUGCAGUUUUUAUAAAUGAUCAAGGUCAAUUUGAAAAUAUAACAUGGGGACCAAAGUCUACCAGUAUCCAGGAAAUUACACUAAAUACCCGUUUCUAUAAUGUAUCAGCAAAUACAAACUAUACAGUAAGAAUAUCUGGGGUGACUCGUUUGAGAAAAAAUGGAAUACCUGUAACAUUGAAUUGCACUAUGCCCCCAACAUUACCAGAUAAACAGAAGCUUGCUAGAUUACAUUGGAAAAAGAUGGAAGAACAAGGAAAAUGGAUUUUUAAAUUAUUUAUGCCAAGAGUUUCUGAAAGGAAUGGACCGAUAUGUUGUUACCGAAUUUAUUUGGUUAGAAUGGAAUCUCAGCAAAAAUUAUCCGAUUUAGCUAAUCCUGAAGACUUAACAAUUAUGUCAUAUCAAGAAGCUCAUAGAACCCCAAGAGGAGGAGCUUAUGUUGCAGAAAUGUUUACGAGCUCUGCUUUUCACAAUGAAGUAUUCUUGGGUGAUGAGCAGGUCUACAAUUCAACAAAUUCUCUUUGUGAUAAAUGUAUUGGUUUACGACCUUACAAUACCCCUAGAGAAGAUAAAAUGAAAAAUGCAACAAAUUUAGUUAAUAGAGUAAGAAGAAACGAAAUUCUCUCCGAUCCUCUGCCACCAUUUGAUGGAAAUCUUGAUAUUAACAGUAAUUAUACAGGAUUUGUAGAAAUUAUAGUACAUGGGGACUAUCAACCAAUAUUUCUGGCAGCAUACAGCAACUAUUUAGACAUGAUGAAUCCUGGACCAGAAGUAGUUGCAGCACCAGCUGUAGGAGCUCUAAGCCUUAUUGUACAAAUUCUAUGUGGAUUGGUGGUUGUUAUACUUGUGCUCUUGGGUGCAUUAUGUAUUUUACACAGGUAUACAAAGCAAGCACAUGCUCAAGCUGUUGAAAUGAUCACUUUCAGAACAUCAUUGAGGAGCCUCAGGGGUCGACAGCGAUUGGUAUCGUUGAAUCCACCUGACAUGUGUCCUAUCACUAAAUCUGAUUUGGUUUCGGCAUACAUCGAACAUCAUCGAGAUUCUGACUACGGAUUUCAGCAAGAAUUUGAAUUACUUCCUGAUAGAUUUUCUGACAGAACUACCAGAGCAUCGGACACUAGAGAAAAUGUUUAUAAAAAUAGGUAUCCCGAUAUAAAAGCCUAUGAUCAAACUAGAGUUAAGUUGGCACAAGUGGAUAGUAUUGCUGGUUCAGACUACAUAAACGCAAACUAUGUUAUGGGAUAUAAAGAAAGGAAGAAAUUUAUUUGUGCACAAGGACCUAUGGAUACAACUGUCAACGAAUUUUGGCGUAUGAUUUGGGAACAGCAUUUAGAACUGAUUCUUAUGCUUACUAAUCUCGAAGAAUACAGCAAAACGAAAUGUAGCAAAUACUGGCCUGAUAAGACUGAUGGUGAUAAAAUUUUCGGAGAUAUAACUGUUACGCACAUACAAGAAACCAGAUACUCUGAUUAUAUAGUGAGGGAAUUAAAAAUAAUGAGAACUAGCAAUGGAAAAGAACUAGAAGAGAGGAAUAUAACCCAAUAUCAUUACCUGGUUUGGAAGGAUUUUAUGGCUCCUGAGCAUCCUAAUGGUAUCAUUAAAUUCAUUAAAAGGGUUAAUGAAGCUUACUCUGUUGAAAAGGGUAGUAUUUUGGUUCAUUGUAGCGCAGGUGUUGGUAGAACUGGCACUUUGGUUGCACUGGAUUGUUUACUGAACCAAUUAAAAGAAGAGGGACAUGUUUCUAUUUUCAAUACUAUUUGCGAUUUAAGGCACCAGAGGAACUUCUUAGUCCAAUCUUUGAAACAAUAUAUUUUCAUCUACCGCGCUCUUAUGGAAGUUGCACAAUAUGGUGAUACAGAAAUAAACGCCAAUGAGUUGAAAAAUACAUUGGAGAAAUUAAGACAGUGUGAUAAUGGCAAAACCAAAUGUAAAUUAGAAGAAGAAUUUGAAAAUAUAAUAAAUGCUUUUGAAGACAGAAAGUCAUGUUCUGUAGCAAGUGGGGAAGAAAAUAGAGAAAAAAAUCGAUGCGAUAGUAUCAUUCCAUAUGAUAGAAAUAGAGUAAUACUUACGCCUUUGACAGGCAAAGAACAUUCCACAUAUAUUAACGCUUCCUUUAUUGAAGGGUAUGAUAAUAGUGAAUCUUUUAUAAUUACACAAGAUCCAAUUGAAGGAACAAUCAAUGAUUUUUGGCGAAUGGUUUCUGAACAAGGAAUUAGUGUUAUAGUUAUGAUUUCUGAACUUGGUGAAGGAAAAUGUCCAAGAUAUUGGCCGGAAGAAGAAGCACAUUAUGAUCAUAUUCAUGUUAGAUAUAUUCAAGCAGAAAGUUGUCCUUAUUACACAAGGAGAGAAAUGAUCAUUAGAAGUAGGGAUGGAGAAGAUCAGAAAGUUACUCACUUACAAUAUCAUGGAUGGCCCACUGUGGAUGGAGAGAACCUCACACGUCUCCUCUUGCCGCCAAUUUUCACCAUUAAUUUCACAUUCCUGCAACAGGAUGCUUCCAUUGCGACUUCUUUCCAGGUACCUGAAGUAACAAGAGGACUUAUUGAACUUGUAGACUUUUCCCAGACAGUUUUAGUGAAAAACGGUUGUUCUCCUUCAAUGGUUGUUCAUUGUAAUUUAGGAUCAGACAGAAGUUCAAUGUUCGUUGGGCUCAGUAUACUUGUACAACAACUCAGAACUGAAAGAAGAGUUGAUGUUUUUACAGUGACAAGGAAAUUAAGAUCACAGAGACAAGCCAUGAUAAAUUCAUAUGCACAGUACGAAUUCCUCCAUCGAGCAAUUGUAAAUUAUGCAGAACUUCACGGACUUUGUGAAAUAUAAAUGUUGAAUAAGAUUUGGUGCCAUAUAUAACUUCUAUAUUUCAUUCCAAAAUACCAUAAUUGGUCUCACUGAUAUUUAAGUAUUUUUAUAUAAGUAAUUUAUAUAUUCUAGGGACAAUGUAAAUUAGUUUUGAAACAUUUAAUUCCUAGUUGAAAGCCAAAUUAUGUUGUUUAAAACCAAAGGCAUUUGAAUGUAAGAAUUAUUUUGAGCAAUAACCUAUUUUUUCAAAGACUUGAAUUUUUCAGCUUUUGCUCAAAAACUGCACUGCCAUAUUUAUUUCAAAAAUAUCUCUGAAAUAUUAUUGUUUAAUUGGGUAUAAAUAUAUUAUUGAUUUAUUAGAACUAAACAUAUAUACAGCUCUUCAAAUAAUAUUCAAAUUUGUGUAGCAUCAAAAGUUUGCUUUAUAAAGGCAAUAUCAAUUUUAUACUUCCUGAUAUAUUGAACCAUCAAAUUUCAAAUUUAACAGGAAGAUCACAAAGUUUAAAUCCAAUUUUGCUUUUUGUUUAUAGAGCCAUUGGCUUCAGUGUUCUUUAUUCAAAUACACUUCAUUUUUCUAAUCUCAGAUUAUUUGAGUAUUUUAAUAGUGACCAAUUAAUAUUCUUGCAAUCAUUUAUGUAUAAUAAUAAUAAUAAUAAUUAUGAAUCAUUUAUUAUUUACCAGUGAUAACAAAAUAAUAAUAUAUUACAUAGGAAGGUAGAUUGACCAAUUCUUCAACAUUAACCAAAAGGCAAAACCUCGUAUUUCUUUGUCCUGCAUCGAUUUGUAUAAAAAAUUUAGAUUUUGCUCAUUUCACCCCCUAGUUCAAUUUCUAUGUGCCGUUGUACGCUUUUUGUUUUUUAAGGGUGAAAACUACCACUAAUUGUAAAAAUUAUGAAAAAACAUUUGAAACCUCAACAUGGGUAAAAUUUGACUUAGAUUAGUUAAAUAAGAAUUGUUUUGUGCUGCAGGAUACAAUUUCAUAAUAUUUCAACCCUUAAUAACAUAGCAAUUUUUAUAAUUUAAUUGAUCUAAAUAGAAAAAAAAUUAAUUGACAUGCGUUAACAUACAGUCACGCAUCACAUACAACGAAAUUUACAAACCUGGCUCAUUAAUUUUAUUUUCAUCAAAAUCGAUGUCGUCUUUGUCCUCCUCCAUAUCACAGACGGAUGUUACGUCUCAUAACUUAUUUUUUGUGCAUUUAUUCACUCAAUCUCACUUUUUUUAUUAAUUAGCACAUAGCCCAGUUUAAAG
Molecule: messenger RNA, 5713 nt
Organism: Diorhabda carinulata
Lineage: Eukaryota; Metazoa; Arthropoda; Insecta; Coleoptera; Chrysomelidae
Gene: Ptp69D
Product: tyrosine-protein phosphatase 69D
Exons: 11
Coding region: 200-4483 (1427 amino acids)
Biological process (GO): protein dephosphorylation
Molecular function (GO): protein tyrosine phosphatase activity; protein binding
Source: RefSeq, a predicted model, not a curated record